Messenger RNA from Helobdella robusta, 501 nucleotides. RefSeq lists its product as hypothetical. Gene Ontology annotation, biological process: regulation of gene expression. Gene Ontology annotation, molecular function: RNA binding. Gene Ontology annotation, cellular component: nucleoplasm. The transcript is spliced from 4 exons. The record is from RefSeq and is a predicted model, not a curated record. NCBI's taxonomy places the organism in Eukaryota, Metazoa, Annelida, Clitellata, Rhynchobdellida, Glossiphoniidae. Bases 1 to 501 code for a protein of 166 amino acids.
AUGUUCAUUGGAGGUUUGGACUGGUCCCUUACAGCUGAUCAAAUUCAUGAGUACUUUGAGAACUUUGGACCUGUUGUUGAGGUAAAGUUGAAAACAGACAUCUAUACCGGACAAUCCAGAGGAUUUGCAUUCCUACUCUUCCAGAAUCCAGAAUCAGUUGAUAAGGUUUUGGAGCAAAAGGUUCAUGUAUUGUAUGGCAAGCGCAUCGACCCAAAACGUGCAGUUGCCACAGAAACAGGAGGAGGCAUCAAUGGUAAGAAGGUGUUUGUUGGAGGUCUGGAUCCUGCCAUGACGGAGCAGGAAAUUAUGGAUGCAUUCAAUGCUUAUGGAAAGGUUCUUUUGGUCGAACUGCCAGUUGACAGGUCAAACAACCAGAGAAGAUCAUUUGGAUUUGUGCUCUUUGAUUCAGAGGAGUCUGUCAACCAGUUGUGUCAAAAGUCCAAAAUACAAGUGGGCACAAAACUGGUGGGUAGGAUUUUGUUAUAUCAUCUUUCAAAGUGA